Molecule: messenger RNA, 1589 nt
Organism: Orbicella faveolata
Lineage: Eukaryota; Metazoa; Cnidaria; Anthozoa; Scleractinia; Merulinidae
Source: RefSeq, a predicted model, not a curated record
UCGGAAAACGCAGGCCUCGGAUAUCACACGCCACGUCCUAUUGAAGUAACAUCUGCCGACCCAAGGAUUUGCUUCGUAUCACUCAGACACAAGCGACAUCAACAUCAUCGAUCGAACAUUUGAGUUUACAUUGCGUUCAGCUAGAAGACGAAGAAAAUGGGUGAAGAUCAUUUCAGACAGAUUGAACAUCGUGGUCGAACCGCCACAGCGAUACUAAGCGUUGUACAGGAAGCCUCGCAGUUCGAGCGCGAACGGAUCACAGAACUUAUGGUCGGUCAACACAGCGAAGAAAUCGAGUCUCUAAAGGAAAAAAUUGAAGAGAAGAACGAAGAGAUAUCACGUUUACACAAAGCAAUGAAAGAUCUCGAGGACAAGAACAAAAAGUUGGACGUCGCUUUGAAAACAAGGAUCGAGGAAAUUACCAAGCUUAAGACCAGGAUUGGAAAACUGGAAGCUGAAAAGAAAGGCCUGGAAGACAAGUUAAGAAAUGUCGAAGGGAAGCUGGAUCGCGUCGAGAAGGAAGUUGAGGAGCUAGAGAAGGCAAACCAGGCUCACGACGAAGAAAACGUAAAUCUAAGAGAACAUUUAGAAAUAAUGUCUGGUGAAAUGGAAAGUGUCAAAAAAGAUUUGGUUCUGGCCAGAAAUGAAAAUCAAAAUUUGAAGAGGGAGGUAAAAGAUCUACAAGAUACACAUCAAAAGCUCUUCCCAUUAACACUGGGUACCAAAGAAGGAAGGCAAAUGCUGGCUGCUCCACCGCCAGUCUCCCCUGACGUUCAAGCGUCUUUGCGACUGGGCGAACUAAGUCGUCAACUUCAAGCCAAGAUGUACGCGUAUGUUCUGCCACAGUUGUUUACCCCGAUCGGUAAUUAUAAGGUGAAAACCAUUCGUCGCGACGUCGAAAAGCUUCCCAAAACUGAAGAGGAGAAAGAGAAAGCAAGACAGAAGUGGGCAGAACUCCAGAGUAAGCUCAACUGGAACGAGACGUACGAGGAAGCGAUUAAACAACUCCAGCAAAACAGGAAUGCUGAUGCCCACCCCAGAAUAACGACGCAAUCACUGCACGAAGCAGUGGAUGUCAUGGAUUCAAAAGGGAACCUGAAAGGUUGGCUCUCUCGGGACUGCGUUACUGUAUUGAUCACUAUGUGGGAACAACUUAGUCGCUGCAAUUAGUUCCUCCUACGGAGAUUUCAAUUUUUUAGUUAUAACUUGUUGCUGAAUAGGCUUUUAUUGAAAAUGCUAUGGGAGUGAGAUUGUUAUUUGAUGAUAUACACUUUUUUUAUUUCGUAGGUUCGAAGAAGAUAUAUUAGGCACACAAAAGUUGUGAUGUAUAUUUUCUUCUUUAAUAGUUUACAAAGUAUUUUCUCGUAGUUCAGCCCGAGGGUUUAGGUUACAUGACCAUAGUUCAAAGGCAACCAGGCUGAGCUGGUUAAUGCUUUCUGAAAUCAAUUCACAACAAUGGAGAAAGACGGCAUGGAGCGUCCGAAUCAAUACACAUUCUUGCCAUGUAUGUACUGCUUUCUAACCAAGUUCUAGUCUUCUUUUUUUAUACCAUUUUGAAUUGGAAGAAAGAUUGUAUUUUCUUCUGACUC